Somion occarium is the source of this 2748-nucleotide messenger RNA. NCBI's taxonomy places the organism in Eukaryota, Fungi, Basidiomycota, Agaricomycetes, Polyporales, Cerrenaceae. The record is from the annotation of a GenBank genome assembly.
ACUCGACCUCAUCAUUAAUACACUACCCCGUACUCGUCCAGCUCGAACCUACUCAUAUUUAACCACUUCAUUCCCACCUACAUUAAUUCGUUCUGGCUCAACAGCAAUGUCAAACAAAGUUGAUUUGCCGUAUGAGGCGGCAAUGAUAUUCUGGCGAACAAUUACCGGCCUCUUUUUCCGAGAAGUUCGCCCUCGAGGUGCAUUCAAUAUUCCUCGAGAAGGACCCGUCAUACUGGUAGCAGGGCCUCAUCAUAACCAAUUUCUCGAUUUACUGCUUGCGCUGCAAGUUUACCGGGAAACAGGUCGGAAGGUGCGAUUUAUUGUCGCCGCCUCCAGCAUGAAGAGAAAGUUCAUUGGAUUCUUUGGGCGUAUUCUCGACAGCAUCCCUGUCAAACGAGCAGCAGACGAAGCAACGCCUGGCACGGGAUACGUUACCCUGUCUGAUGACGACCCGUGCCUCGUACUCGGACAUGAUACUCGUUUCCUGUCGGAGUUUGCCCCUAAGAUGCAAAUUAUGUUGCCUAAAUCACUAGGCUCUGCGUCAGCGGUGGUACUGGAAGUACUCUCGGAUACUGAAUUGAGGCUGAAGAAGGAAUUUGGGGGAGACGGUAAAGCGACCUCACGAAUACGAGUAGCUUUAAAAGCCGCUCGCGCAGAGGGAAAGCCCGGAUUGAGCUACAGAAAGAUUCCAUUUCUUGAUCAGCAAGAAAUGUACCAUGAUGUAUAUGAGUGUAUGAAGACGAGAGGUUGCCUCGCUAUCUUCCCUGAGGGUGGCAGUCAUGACCGUCCUGAUCUUCUUCCUCUGAAGGCCGGCGUUGCUUUGAUGGCGCUAGGGGCUAUGGCGAAUCACCCUGAAGUCAAAGUCAAAAUUGUUCCGGUUGGAUUGUCAUACUUCCAUGCCCACCGAUUUCGUUCUCGGGCCGUUGUGGAAUUUGGUACUGCUAUGGAUGUACCGAAUGUACUUGUCGAAAUGUUCAAGGAAGGCGGCGCGCGCAAACGAGAUGCCGUCCAACAGUUGUUGAACGAAAUACACAAUGCAUUGAAGACUGUGACAGUCAGAGCUCCCGACUACGAUACACUAAUGCUGAUUCAAGCUGCGCGUCGACUCUACAAAGCUCCGGGGCAACAGCUCACGCUCGGCCAAGUCGUGGAGUUGAACAAACGUUUCCUGGAUGCCUAUUCACAGUUUAAGGACGAACCGAGAGUUGCCGCUCUGCGUGAGGACGUUGUUAAAUACAACCGUCUCUUGCGAGACCUUGGACUGCGCGAUCACCAGGUCCCUCGGGCACAAAAGAGGACAUGGAAGACGCUUGGACUGCUUUCCUACCGACUACUGCUGCUCUCCGUUUGGGGAGUGUUGGCUUUGCCUGGCGUUGUUCUCAACGCGCCAAUUUUCGUCUUAGCUUCAUUGAUAUCAAGAAGGAAAGCUAGGGAGGCUCUUGCCGCAUCUAGUGUCAAAAUUGCAGGCCGAGACGUCCUAGCGACAUGGAAAAUACUAAUAUCGCUUGGCCUCACACCCUUGCUAUACGGCUUCUAUGCCAUACUUGCCACAGUACUAGUAGCGAAGGCGGGAGCACCACUAAAAUGGAGACUCUGGACUCCGUUUCUUGUCAUUGGGGCGUUGCCCAUGAUUGCUUACGCUGCCCUCAAGUUUGGCGAGGCUGGUAUAGAUGUGAUCAAGUCUCUGAGACCGCUCAUAAUUGCUUUGGUUCCAGGCCAGCAACGGCAUUUGGACCGAGCAAAGGCUAUGCGAGAACGCUUAUCAAGGGAAGUCGUCGAUGUUGUCAAUGAGUUUGGUCCCAAACUUUACAGAAAAUUUGAAGAGUGGCAUGUGGCGUCUCCAUUAGCUAGCCCACCUCCCUACGCAGGACCUUUGGGUCGCGGUAAAGGCAAGGCUCGAGGGGAGGCUCAGGGUGUCUUACUAUCCCAUCCUAUGACUUGGCUCGAUGAAAAAGUAUUCGGGUGGAGAAAUGGAAACAGUGAAUAUGCCAGUCGCGCUAUAACACCCAAUGAAUCGGAAGAGGAACCCGACUACGACAAUCUUCUGGCUUCUGCCGAGGACAGACCCCUGGACAGUAGAGAAAGCUCAUAUGCUGAUGUGCAGCGACUACGCAUAACGACCAGUGCAAGCAUGAGCGACCUUCCUUCCUCAAUCGUAGCAAGUGGUGACGUCGAGAUCACAUCUCCUAUUCCCAAUAACCUGCAUAUGCGUCGCGGACACCGAAUUAGACGACACAGUCUGUCUGAGGAUGUACCCGUAAUACGUAUUGCACGUCUUGGCAGGAGGGAAAGUUUCGAGGAAGGCACGGCUGAAAUCAACAAGGAGAUCUUCUUGAAGGAGACGAAAACCCAGCAUGACCAUCAGGAAUGAACACUUCGUACCGGUUUGCUUCACGCAUGCAUACUAUGUUUGUUGACGGUAUUCUCUGGAGACACUAGUGUACGUCAAAAAGUACUCGAGCUUGUACUUUAAUACUUAAUAUUUAAAUCUGUCCGUCCCCUUGGCCGCAGUCAGAACCUCGUAGCCGGUUUCGGUGAUCCUGGAAGCUUGUCAGUAAAAUCACUCUCAAUCUCAUUCCCUGUACUUACAGUAGAGUUUCCUCAAACUGAGCGCUCCGUUUACCGUCUACCGUGACUGCUGUCCAAUCGUCAGGCCAAUGUGCUACGUCCCAAUUGUGUCCAAAGUUGAUCAUCUGUAGGAUUAUCAGUACCAUAGAGCAUAAUGAAUUACUAGUUACCCACAGGCUC